Molecule: messenger RNA, 4380 nt
Organism: Dictyostelium discoideum AX4
Lineage: Eukaryota; Evosea; Eumycetozoa; Dictyosteliales; Dictyosteliaceae
Exons: 1
Coding region: 1-4380 (1459 amino acids)
Biological process (GO): DNA replication; DNA-templated DNA replication; DNA biosynthetic process
Molecular function (GO): nucleic acid binding; DNA-directed DNA polymerase activity; DNA binding
Source: RefSeq, a predicted model, not a curated record
AUGUCUCAAGUGGAUGAUGACAUUUUAAAGAUGAUGGAGGGUAAUUCCUCUGAUUCAAACUUACAAUCACAACAACAACAACAACAAACUCUCACAUUCAAUGAUGAUGAUAUAUUUAACGAUCCAAUAACUGAUGUUACCUCCAACAAAUUUUAUAAUAAUAAUAAUAAUAAUAAUAAUAAUAAUAAAAAUGAUAAUAAUAAUAAUAAUAAUAAUAAUAAUAAUAAUAAUAAUAAUAAUAAUAAUAAUAAUAAUAAUAAUAAUAAUAAUAAUAAUAAUAAUAAUUUAAACAAGAUUAAUGGCAAUGAUAAUAAUAUUGACAGACCCAAAAUUCCAAGUAUACUUUAUAAAUCAAAAUCUAUGCCAAUACAAUCUGAAAUUAAGCAACAAACAGAUAUUAUUAGAUCAACAUCCACAGGUACAUCCUUAAAUUCUACAACACAAACUACAAAAACAAUAACAACACCACCAAGGCCAGUACCAUUACCUCCGCCAUUAGAAAUUAAAAAAACUAUACCCAAUAACAAUAAUAAUAAUAAUAAUAAUAAUAAUAAUAAUAAUAAUAAUAAUAAUAAUAAUAAUAAUAAUAAUAAUAAUAAUAAUAAUAAUAAUAAACCAAUAUAUAAACCAUUACAACCAUCAUUACCUAAAAGACCGAGUUUACAGCCAUCCUUACCUAAGAAACCACCUCAAAAUAUAAUAAAACAUCAACCAAUAGAAAUUAGAUCUCUUUCCACCCCAAAGAAUAACAAUAAUAGUUACAGUGGAAAUAAUAGUAAUAAUAAUAAAACCAGUGGUGAUGGAGUUCAAUAUACAUAUGAUCCACAAAUAGCAGAAACAAGAUCCGCAUAUUUAAAACACCAAAAACUAAAUGAUAACAACAACAGUAAUAAUAAUAAUAAUAAUAAUAAUAACAAUAAUAAUAAUAAAACAACAGAAUGGACAGAUUCAAAAAGUAAUAAUAUCAAUAUUAAACAAGUUAAACCUUUUGAAUUUGCACCAAGGGAUGCAUUAUAUGAAGAUUUCGAAACUCCUCCUCCUCCUCAAACAUCACCAAUAACGCCAAGUAAAUUAUUAGCAACAUCAUUGUCUAAUACAACUUUAAAAACUCCAACCAAACCCUCAACUGUUAAUAAUAAUAAUAAUAACAAUAAUAAUAAUAAUAAUAAUAAUAAUAAUAAUGAUAAUAAUAAUAAUAAUAAUACUAAUAAUGACGAUGAUAAUAAAUAUAGCGAUAUCAAAGGUGAGCCAUCAUCAUCAUCAUCAUCACCAUCAUCACCAUCAUCCCCCUCAACUAAAACAACAAAUGAUGAUUAUUAUGAACCGCCAUACGAAUCACCUCAAUUUGGUUUUAAAAAAAGUUCAACAGUAUAUGAUAAUGGUAUUAAUGAAAAGAUGUUUUCUUUAAAGAAACCUUUAAAACCUUUGAACAAUAAUAAUAAUAAUAAAAACAGCAAUAAUAAAACUAAUCCUAAUCAAUUUGGGUUUACAUCACAUCAUUUUAAUAAAAAUACAACAACAACAACAACAACAACAACAACAACAACAUCACCAAAACCACCCAAUACUAAUAACCAAGAUGAAGAAAUAUUUAAUAUGGAUGAUUAUAAUUUCAUACCAAAAAAGAAAACUACAACAACAACAACAACCACUACUUCACCAACUUUUACUUUAAAUUCAAACUCACCAUCAAAUACACCAAAUAAAAAAAAGAUAACUCAAUUUGUAUAUGAUCCACCAACAAAGAGACCUGAUAAUACAGUUAAUAAUGAAGAUGACAAUAAUAAUCAAAAAAGAGUUCAUAGAAUUCAAACAGAUAAAUUAAAAGAACCAAAUGGUUUCAUUAAAGUUGGUGGAUAUAAUAGUGAUUGUAAUUCAAUUCAAAGUUUAGAACAAUUAUAUAAUCAAUUCAAACCAAAUAUUAAAUUAAUAAUUUGGGGUGUAUUCUUUGAUAAUGAUAAAACCAAUACUAGACCAUCACCAACAACAACAAGCAGUACCAAAGAAUCUGAAAAAGAAAUAUCUCAUGAACCCUUAGCAUAUACAAUUUGUUUUUUAUUAAAUGAUGGUACAAUUGAUAUUAAUGAUCAAUUUGAAAUUAAUAUAAAUAGUGGUACUGACAAUAAUAAUGAUAAUAAUAAUAAAAAGAAUGGUUUAGAUGAUGAAUUCGAAUAUAUUCAAGCAACAGUAUCAAAUAAAAAAUCAUCAUUACAAUUGAAAUCAAACUCGACAAAUCAAAAAACGACUAUAAAUAAUUAUAUAUCAAAAAAGUAUUUCAUUACAAUUUGUGAUAAUAUGGGUGGCAAAAUUGAAGAGAAAUUAAAUUUCAUGAAAAAUAUCAUUCAAGAUGAAUCAAUAGUUAAAGUUGUUUACUUUUGCCAAGAAUCAAUUAAACCAUUCAUUAAAUAUUAUGAUUGGAUUAAUUUAAGGAAUUGUUGGGAUCCAAUGAUUGGUGCUUGGUUAUUAGAAAGUGACCUUUUAUCAACUAAAAAAGUUUCAAUUGAAUCACUUGCUCAUUUUUUAAAAUUAAAAUCAUUAAAUAAUAAUAAUAAUAAUAAUAAUAAUAAUAAUAAUAAUAAUAAUAAUAAUAAUAAUAAUAAUAAUAAUCAAAAUAAUAAUAAUUUAAUAUUUACAGAAAAAGAAUUAAAUUAUAUAUUAAAAAGAGAAUCAUUAUUAUAUGAUAAAGAUAAAGAUACAUCAUCAAAUUAUAAUAACUAUCUUUAUGAUCAUUGGUUAGUAUUAAAAGUUUAUAAUGUAAUCUCAAUUAGUUUAUUCGAAUUUGAUUUAAAUUUCUCAUUUUCAAAUGAAAUGAGAUUAAUACCGAUUCUAUCAAAGAUGGAAUUAGAAGGUAUUUGUUGUAAUAUUGGUAAACUGGAUCAUUAUUUAAAAAGAAUUUCAGAGUUUACUAAAGAAUUAAAAGAAAGUGUAAAUAAAGACGAUGGCGAUGAUGAUGACGAUAAUAAUUUUAAAAGAUUUGAAGAAUUUAAAUUAGGAUCAUUUAAAGAAGUUAGUGGAUGGUUAAAUCAACAUGGUGUAGAUAUAAAGAGUACAAGUAAAGAAACAUUGAUUCAACAAAAAAGAUUGAAUAUAAAUAAUCAAAAAGUUGUAACAUUUAUUGAUAGAGUAUUAUUCUAUAGAAGAUUAUCAGCUUUAAAAGGUCACUAUAUUGAACCAUACUUGUUAAAGUAUACAAAUACUACUACUACUACUAAAACUCGUAGUAAUACUAAUUCAACAUUUCAAAUCUCUUGUCAAUGGAAUCAAACUGGUACUGCUACUGGUCGUUUAUCAUCCUCUGAACCAAAUCUUCAAACUAUUCCAAGAACGUCAACAUCAUUAAUAAAUCCAACUACAGCAACAACUACUACUACUACUACUUCUACAAAUAAUGAUUUAAAUGAUUUAGAUGAUUUAGAUGAUUUAGAUUAUAAUGGUAAUGAUGGUGGUUCAUUAGAUCCUGAUUUUAUUCAAGCAUUACAAGAUGAUGAUGAUAAUAAUAAUAUUAAUAAUAAUAAUAAUAAUGAUGAUGAUGAUAAUAUUAUAAAUAUUAGAAAUUCAUUUAUUUCAAGAGAAGGAUUUAGUUUAGUAGUAUUAGAUUAUAAUCAAGUUGAAUUAAGAAUUAUUGCACAUUUUUCAAGAGAUAAACAUUUAAUUGAAUAUUUUGAAAGUGGUAGUGAUGUUAUUAAUAUGAUGGCAGUUAGAUUAUCGGAUAGAGAUGAUCUCGAUGUAAACAAUGUUGAUAAAGAAACUCGUGAUAGAGUUAAACGUAUAGUUUAUGGUAUACUCUAUGGUAUUCAAGCAUUUUCUUUGGGUAAAUUAUUAAAUAUACCAAUUUAUAAGGCAUCUGAUCAUAUAAAGAAUUUCUAUUUCAAAUUUGAUGGUGUUUCAAAUUUCAUACAGAUUACAAAAUCAAAUGCAGAAAAAUCUCAUGUCGUUCCUACACUUGGUAAAAGAAUUAGAAAAUUAGAUAGUAAAUUUAAAACUAAAGCUGUAAAUUCAAUAAUUCAAGGUAGUUCUGCCGAUAUCAUUAAAUUAGCAAUGAUAACAAUAAUGAAUGAAUUAUUUUUACCAUUAUUAAAUUUAAAUUCAAAUAAUAAUAAUAAAAUACCUCGAUUUUUAUUACAAGUUCAUGAUGAAUUAGUAUUUGAAGUACCAGAUGAAUAUUUAGGUGAUAAUUCAAUUAGAAUGGAUCUUUUAAUUAAAUACCAAAUGGAAAAUGUUUCAAAUUAUUUUAAUAUGUGUGUACCUUUAUCAACAUCUUUAUCCAUUGGCAAAAAGUAUGGUUCAUUAUCAAAAGUAGUCUCUGAAAAAAAUCAAGUCGAUUUAAAAGAAAAUAUGGACAACUUUAAACAAUUUUUAUUUAAUUAUAAAAAUAAAUAA